Messenger RNA from Spinacia oleracea (spinach), 1221 nucleotides. RefSeq lists its product as uncharacterized. The transcript is spliced from 2 exons. The coding region runs from base 1 to 1221 and encodes 406 amino acids. The record is from RefSeq and is a predicted model, not a curated record. NCBI's taxonomy places the organism in Eukaryota, Viridiplantae, Streptophyta, Magnoliopsida, Caryophyllales, Amaranthaceae.
AUGAACGCUCCCAAGGAGCCUAAGGUGAAGCCGCCAGCUAUUGACGCCUAUGACGGCACCUCUGAUCCUGAUGUACAUCUCUUGUCCUAUCGUCACCAUAUGUAUGUCCAAGGGACUACUGAUUUAACUUGGUACAAAUACUUCCCGGCCACUCUGAAAGGUGUUGCCUCAAAAUGGUUUGAGAAGUUGCCUGCUGGAACAAUCAACACUUAUGCAGAACUGGAAAUGUUGUUUUCUGCAAGAGGACUUAAGAAAGGUUCCUUUAAGUUCGACUUGGUGAAGAAGAGUGUGAGAACUAUGGUUGAUGCCCUGGACGAGGCCGAAUCCUUUAUCCAUGCCACAGAAAUUUGUUCCGUCCCAAAAGAAUCUAAGGGAACUGAGACUGCCGACCACCCUCAGCGCAAAGACAAGACAAAUAAAAAGACCAACCGUCCAAAUGGGACGUGGGCCAUUGAAAAGAAGGGGUAUCAGGCUAACACCUCACAAGGGAAGAAGAGAGGACGACCCUACGAUAAAGAGAAAUUUGAAUAUAACACUGACUUGUAUACAAUACUGCUGGACGUCAGCAAUAGAUAUGAGAUUGAUCGUCCGUUCCCUAUGAAGUCGCCGGCAGAAACCCGGGACAUCUCCCUUUAUUGUAAGUUCCAUUGUGAUGUAGGCCAUGAUACAAAAGAUUGCAAGAGUCUGCGUAGAGCUGUUGAUGGAUUAGCCGCCAAAGGAUUUCUGAAAUCAUAUCUCAGCACGAGUACAAGGGGAAAUGGUAAAAAAUUCUAUAAGAAAAGUAGGACACCGUCAUAUCGGCGUGAUGACAAUGACAGUGAUCCAGAAUGUGUAGCCGUUAUCUCAGGAGGCCUAGCCGUUGGGGGCCCAACAAUGAGAGGGCAAAAGGAUUAUGCAAGCCGGUUGGGUCAGGUAAUGUUGUCAGGAAAAGCUCCAAUGGAUCACUUCCCUAAAGUAGAAAUUUGUGAAGCUGACAGAGGCAAGAUAGCCACCCCUCAUGACGAUCCCUUGGUUAUUGAGCUGAAAGUAGCAAACCUUAAAGUAAGGCGUAUCUUAGUAGACACCGGGAGUUCGUCAGAUAUUAUCAGUACAGCUUGUCUGAACCGUCUUGAACACGACCCUAAGACGAUUGAAAAGAUUCAUUACCCCAUCAUUGGAUUCGGAGGCGGCAUAAUUCACCCCCAAGGAAUCAUCACUCUACCCCUCCGAGUAGGAGGCUGA